Messenger RNA from Astrephomene gubernaculifera, 4188 nucleotides. The record is from the annotation of a GenBank genome assembly. NCBI's taxonomy places the organism in Eukaryota, Viridiplantae, Chlorophyta, Chlorophyceae, Chlamydomonadales, Astrephomenaceae.
CGUUGAACGCAAAACCCCCUACGCAUCAAUUCUCAUCUGACUCUUGAGCAGCGUUACGGUUUGACAGUUAAUUUCCUACUUGUAAUCAACCCUUUUGGCAAUUCAUAUAACUUAUCUAGUAGCCGUUACAUAAUUCAAUUUACCUCUGGUGCCGAGGGUGCACGAGUGGCGAAUGGUCGGGGUCGGCUCUUUUGUGGCUGGAGUAUCACCGCAACUACCGGCGGCUCGCCGGAAGCAUGGUCGCGAUAGGCUCACUGUUUCAGCGCAAUCGGAAAAGUCGGAACGAUGGCGGCAUCAUGGGAGCAGGGGCACGUUUGGCAGCAGGCUAGACUCCAACCCCACACAAGCGAGCCCCCCCUCCACCUCCUCCUUCCCCUCCUUCCCCUCCACCCCCUCCCCCUCCUCCGCCCCCUCCUCCACCCCCGCCACCCCCUCCUCCGCCCCACCCCCGUACAAGUCCUCCUCCCGUCCCCGCGGCCGCAACUAUGUCAGUGAAUCCGGCAUGAAACUCCGCGAAUACAGAACCAGCGACGGCCGUGAGCACCUGGGAAGCGCACUGGCGCAGCGCCGCUUCAAACCCUUCCCAGGGCCGCCGGCGGGGCAGGAGGACAACGCGCCGCCGCUGCGGGUGCUGCCCAUCGGCGGGCUGGGCGAGAUUGGCAUGAACUGCAUGCUGGCAGGGGUGCGGGAUCGAUACGUGGUGGUGGAUGCGGGGCUGAUGUUCCCGGACUUCUCCGACCUGGGCAUGCAGAAGAUCCUGCCCGACACCGACUUCCUGGCGCAGUGGAAGGACCGCAUCGAGGCGCUCAUCAUCACACACGGACACGAAGACCACAUUGGGGCGCUGCCGUGGGUUGUCCCCGCGCUUGACCCCUCCACGCCCAUCUACGCCACGGGCUUUGUGAUGGAGCUGAUCAAGAAGCGGCUCAGCGAGUACAACCUGUGGGACGAGCGGCGCUUCGUCAAGAUGGAGAUGCGGCAGAGGUUCCGAGCGGGACCCUUCGAGAUCGAGCCGGUGCGUGUGACCCACUCCAUCCCCGACUGCUGCUCGCUGGUGAUGCGCAGCGAGGAGGGAACACUGGUGCACACAGGCGACUGGAAGAUCGACGAGCACCCUCUGGACGGGCAGCACUUUGACCGGGAGCUGUUCGAGUCGCUGGGGCAGGAGGGGGUUGCGCUGCUGAUGAGCGACUCCACCAACGUGCUGGCGCCGGGGAGGACGGCGAGCGAGCAGGUUGUGCACGACUCAUUGAUCGACAAGGUGCUGCAGCACAGCGGCAAGGGCCGCGUCAUCCUCACCCAGUUCGCCUCCAACCUGCACCGGCUGUACGGAGUCAAGAAGGCGGCGGACGCGGCGGGAAGGAAGAUCUGCUUCGUGGGCGCCUCCCUGAACCACUACCUGGAGGCUGCCUGGCGCGACGGCCGCCACCCCUUCGAGCCGCGCGAGCUGCUGCUGCCCGAGCACCUGCCGCACACCGACCCCAACGAGGUGCUGGUAGUCACCACGGGGAGUCAGGGCGAGCCGCGCGCGCAGCUGGCGAUGGCGGCCAAGGAGGCGUCCAAGGUGCUCAAGAUCAUGCCAAAUGAUCUGCUGCUGUACAGCGCCAAGGUCAUCCCAGGCAAUGAGGGCAAGGUGACGGAGAUGCUCAACGCCCUCGCGGCGCAGGGGGCGCGCAUCAGACAGAGCCGCGCGGAUAACUUGCACACCUCGGGCCACGCCUACCAGGAGGAGUUGCUGGAGCUGCUGCGCUCCGUGCGCCCGCAGCACUUCCUUCCGGUGCACGGAGAGUACGCCUUCCUCACAGAGCAUGCGGCGCUAGCAAAGGAGCGCGCGGGAGUCAACUUUGUGGAGGUCAUUCGCAACGGUCAGAUGCUAGCUGUACGACAGCGCCGCAACCGCAACACCCUCUCCACCGGCAGCAUGGCGGAGGCACUGCUCAGGCGGGACGACGCAGCAGCGGCAGCUGAGGCAGGGGCAGAGGCAGGGGCAACGUCAUCGUCAGCAGCAGCGGGAACCUUUGCAGGAGCUGCAGAGUCGGCGGCGGCGCGGGUUCGUUUCUCGGGAGUGAUCGGAGGGACGUUGGAGGACGAGAGUGAUGGCUGCAUGGUCAAGUUCGAGGGCAACGAGCCGGACUACUACUUCAAUGACGGCGGCAAGGGUACCGGCACGCGGGCGGAGAUGGAGAUCGACAUGCGCACCCAGAUGGCAGUGGAGGGGCUGGUGGUGGUGGCGGUGGCAGCCAAGCGAGGCGGCGUGGGGCCGUACGGCAUGGGCUGCGACGUGAAUGUGACCACCCGGGGGCUGUGGACGGACAACGGCAAGCUGCUGGGGGAGCUGUCACAGGCGAUUACAAACGCCGUCGCUCGUCUAGACGGCUCGGCGGCCCUAGUGGAAGUCGAGCGGACGGCCAUCGACGCCGUGAAGCGCCGCUGCUUCGGCUUCAACGCCAGGCGACCCGAGGUGAUCGCCACUGUGUACGAAUUCGACCCACGGGACGCUCAUCUGGCGGCUGUGGCGGAAGCCAGGGCGGCGGACGCGAGGGCCGCCAAUGAGGCGCGACGGGCAUCAGCAGCAGCAGCGGAAAGCAGCAACAGCAGCAGCAGCAGCCCCAGCCCCGCUGGCCCCCACGUGCUGACGCCGCAACAUCGCACCUGGGCUCAUCGACCCGUGGGUGACGCCGGCGCCGCCGCAGCAGCAGGGGGCGGCGGCGGAGUGGCGACGUUGGUACCCGGUGCUGCUCGCCGCGCCCGACCGGCUCCCACCACACCCGCUUGGGCGCCGCAACCCUCAGCAGCACCAGCACCACCAGCACCGUCUGCCCCUGUUACUGUUGCUGCUCCUGCUCCUGCUGCCGCUGUUCCUCUCGAGCUCCGAAGCGACAGUAGCGACGGCGACAGCGCUUCAGACGGGGCCGCUGAGUCCAAGCCGAGCCGUGUGCUGAGGGUGCGGAGAGCUGCUGCUCCUGCUGCUAGUGUGGCGGCGGCGGCAACGGCGGACGCAUCAGCAGCUGCGGCGGAUGUGGCGCCUGUCGUACUGAGGACUCGUCGGAAACGUACCACUGCCGCGGCUGUUGAGGAGUAGAGGCUUAGUACACCUAGACGGGUAGUCGAGGCGGGGGUGGUGGAGGCGGCUGUCACAGUCGCAGCGGUUGGAGGACCCAUGGGUCAGUUUGGAGCGAGUAUAUGCUGGAGGCCUGUGUAAUCCCACGGAGCCGGCCAAUGCAGGCUGUGUGGUUACGUGGUUCUGUUGGGAUGGUGCGUUGGUGUUGAGGUGACGUGGCGCGAGGAGUCCGGUAGUGAUGCGGGGCUGUACAGGAGCGCUGUGCAGGGCUGCGACUUGCGGGAUUGCUGCCGUGGUUGUUCCGGGCUGUUCCGAGUUCUUUUAAGGGUUUCACUGGUGUGGUUGUCCUCAGUUUGUGGUUUGUGUUCCGGUAGAUUGAGAAAUGCCGUCAUGAGGUUUUGAUUGUCGUGCUUGUGUUGCUUACCCGUCUUACGGACCCGGCAUAUGAGUGAGCUGUUGUGUUGCGGUCAGCCCGCGUGUAUUUGGUUGCAAUAGCUAGAUGCUGCAUGCAAAGCUAACCAGGAAGGCAGAUGCUGCCUGCUCCCCGCCUGGACCUGUUCUGUUGUACUGUUGCUGUUCGGAGUUGCUCCGCGCCUAGCAAAGUUGCAGAGAUGCUAGUAGUUGGUAGUAAUAGUUGGUACGGUGGGCAGUGCUGUGGUGUGACCCGCAGCCGGACCUGCGGACGCCCCGUUGUCGAUACGGGUGACACCCACGCAAGGGGUUCAGCUGUGGACAUAAACAGCUGUUGUUCAUGUGCAAAACGAUUCGGCGGCUUUAAGGAGUUUAUGUUUAAGCAGGCCGUGGAACGGCCAAUUGGAACGGAUGGAUGUAAAGCCGUAGUUACAAGAGAAACGGGUAUCGCCUUUCGUCGUCGCGGCCUGGUUACGUGCCUUGUCAGGAUUGCGUGGGAGCUGGCAUGGAAAAGUUAGCGUCUGCUAGUUGUCCGCCUUCUCCGCUGCAGAAGGCAGACAUCUAUAGCUGUUGGCACAGCCCUGGAGCCUGAGAUUGUGGGAUUGCAGGUUUAAGGAAAUCACACGUAUCGCAUUCGUUGUUUCAGUUUGUCCGCACGGUUGUCAUACUCCCCGCAAACGUCGCAUGCAUAUUAAUGCGCAAGGCGGCAAGGGGCC